Gongylonema pulchrum is the source of this 186-nucleotide messenger RNA. NCBI's taxonomy places the organism in Eukaryota, Metazoa, Nematoda, Chromadorea, Rhabditida, Gongylonematidae. The record is from the annotation of a GenBank genome assembly.
AUGAAGACUUUGGCUAAGGAAUUUAGCGAUUGCUCAUCGGCAAAACGUGGUGGUGAUUUGGGCUUCAUCAAACGACGGCAAAUGCAGAAGGCCUUCGAAGAUGCAGCUUUCAGUCUUGAAGUUGGUCAGCUAAGCGAUAUUGUGGACACCGAAUCGGGCUUACAUCUGAUUUAUAGAAUUGAGUGA